This is a messenger RNA of Ipomoea nil (Japanese morning glory), 549 nucleotides long. RefSeq lists its product as uncharacterized. Bases 1 to 549 code for a protein of 182 amino acids. NCBI's taxonomy places the organism in Eukaryota, Viridiplantae, Streptophyta, Magnoliopsida, Solanales, Convolvulaceae. The record is from RefSeq and is a predicted model, not a curated record. The transcript has a single exon. Gene Ontology annotation, molecular function: nucleic acid binding; RNA-DNA hybrid ribonuclease activity.
AUGGAGAGGUUACAGGCAACUUGGAAGGACGCAUAUAUUCAUUCAAAAACGAGGAUUAAUGAUCAGCGCCAAGCUACAGAUUGGUCCCCUCCGCCAAGGAAUUUUAUAAAAUGUAAUGUUGACGCGGCCUUAUCUGGGAACGAUGCACAUUAUGGAGCUGUGUUACGCGAUCAUGAUAGACGUUUUGUUGCAGCACGAAGUGGAAAGCUGAAUGGGAUGAAGGACCCAUACGUGGCUGAGACUCUAGCUGCUAAAGAGGCUUUGUCUUGGCUGAAAACUCGACCAGAACGGAACAUUAUAUUUGAAUCAGAUUGUUUAAAUUUUUGCAAGGCUUUUAAUUCUUGUAUUUCAGAUUUUUCUUAUGUUGGUUUAAUUGUAAAGCAAUGCGUGUCGAUUGCUAAAGACAUUGGGAACGUCAGUGUUUUCCAUGUCAAGAGAUCAGCGAAUUGCGUGGCUCACGAACUUGCUCGGGCAACCGAUUCUACAGCUGAUUCUAGGGUGUGGACUGAUAUCCCACCUGCUUGUAUCUCGAAUUUGUUAAGUCAUUAA